AUCCUGCCCCAUAUAAAAGCUGGAUCUGACUUUUGCUGGGUGUACCUGUCUGUACAGACACUGCGCACCACAAUGGACACUCUGCUACGUAGCCUCGUGGUCUUCACCAGCCUCAUGACACUAUGCAACGCGCAGUGCUAUUUAUUCUUGUAUGACAGGAGAGUGGAGGAUUCCCCCAAUGAAUGCAGGGAUAGCGAUGGAGUCACACACCAGCUGAACGUGGCGUGGAAGACAGAAAACUGUGACAGGUGCAUCUGUGACGAAAGCAAGAUUCAGUGCUGCAGCACAGUUGCAAUCCCUACUGGCUUUGACACCACAAAGUGCAAGGAGAUCUUCCACAAGGAGAACUGCAGCUACUCUGUGGUGGAGGUGGAGAACCCAGAAAAUGAGUGUCCUGUCACCUCCUGGAUCAUGUGAAGCACUUCUGGAGGGCGUGCGGGUCCAGCGAGGCACAUGCUAACAGCCUUGUUGUGUAGCUCUACUUAGCAGUAAAGGACAAUUUGGAAGCAUC
Ochotona curzoniae (black-lipped pika) is the source of this 511-nucleotide messenger RNA. RefSeq names its product microseminoprotein beta (gene MSMB). The record is from RefSeq and is a predicted model, not a curated record. Lineage: Eukaryota; Metazoa; Chordata; Mammalia; Lagomorpha; Ochotonidae. Bases 73 to 417 code for a protein of 114 amino acids. The transcript has 4 exons.